Molecule: messenger RNA, 1218 nt
Organism: Zygotorulaspora mrakii
Lineage: Eukaryota; Fungi; Ascomycota; Saccharomycetes; Saccharomycetales; Saccharomycetaceae
Gene: PEP4
Product: proteinase A
Exons: 1
Coding region: 1-1218 (405 amino acids)
Cellular component (GO): fungal-type vacuole
Molecular function (GO): aspartic-type endopeptidase activity
Source: RefSeq, a predicted model, not a curated record
AUGCUUUUAAAAAACUUAUUGCCGUUGGCGUUGAUGCUAUUGGGUUAUACUGAGGUCACUGACGCCAAGGUUCACUCUGCAAAGGUACGCAAGCAGAAGUUGAGAGAUGAUAUGAAAGAUUACUACUUUGAGCAACACCUAGCGCACUUAGGUCAAAGAUAUAUGUUGCAGUACGAGAAGGCAAACCCAGAGGUCGCAUUCUCGAGAGAGCAUCCAUUCUUCAAGGAUGCUAACCACGAGGUCCCGCUAACCAAUUACUUGAAUGCCCAAUACUAUACUGAGAUUAGCUUAGGUACACCACCUCAGAAUUUCAAGGUUAUUUUAGAUACUGGGUCAUCCAAUUUAUGGGUCCCAAGUAACGAAUGUGGUUCUUUGGCAUGUUUCUUACACGAAAAGUACGACCAUGACUCAUCGUCGAGCUACAAACCAAAUGGUACGGAAUUUGCCAUUCAAUACGGUUCUGGGUCUUUGGAAGGUUACAUUUCACAGGAUACUUUGAGUAUUGGUGAUUUGACCAUUCCAAAGCAAGAUUUCGCUGAAGCAACAAGCGAACCGGGGUUGGCUUUUGCUUUUGGUAAAUUUGAUGGGAUCCUAGGUUUGGCCUAUAACUCCAUUUCCGUCGAUGGGGUGGUACCACCAAUUUACAAUGCAAUCGGCCAAGAUUUACUAGACGAACCGAAAUUUGCCUUUUAUUUAGGUGACGAAUCUGAGGAUUCUGAGAAUGGUGGUCUUGUUACAUUUGGUGGCGUCGACAAGUCGAAAUACAAGGGUAAAAUCACUUGGUUGCCAGUUCGUCGUAAAGCUUACUGGGAGGUCAAGUUUGAAGGUAUUGGCCUAGGUGAUGAAUUUGCAAUUCUUGAUGGUCAUGGUGCUGCUAUUGAUACUGGUACUUCAUUAAUCACAUUGCCAAGCGGCCUAGCCGAAAUUAUUAACUCCGAAAUCGGUGCCAAGAAAGGUUGGUCUGGUCAAUACACUGUCGAAUGUGAUACUAGAGAUAGUCUACCGGAUUUGACUCUGAACUUCAAUGGUUACAAUUUCACAAUCGGUCCAUACGAUUACACUUUAGAAGUUUCAGGUUCAUGUAUCUCUGCAAUCACUCCAAUGGACUUUCCAGAACCAAUUGGACCUUUAGCAAUCGUGGGUGACGCUUUCUUACGCAGAUUUUAUUCCAUUUAUGAUUUGGGUAAUGAUGCCGUUGGUUUAGCUGAAUCAGUUUGA